AUGGCCACCUCCCUCAGCGCCGCGCACGCCGCCCCUCCUGCCGCCCCACCCCUCCCCGCGCAACUGGUCAUCAACAUCCUCUCCGCCGCCCAGCCCGCCGUCGCCGCGCGCUUCGCGCGGCCGGACCUCCACCCGGACCCGUUCGCCCACACGCCCCACGCGCUCUCCGCGGAGGGCCUCCCCGUCCUCGCCGGCGCGCUCGGCGCGCUCUCCUGCCGCCUCGUCGCCGGGAGCUGGCCCCUCCACGACCUCGACUCGCUCCGGGCGCGCGACUCGGGCCCGCAGGGCGGCGGGAGGACGUGGGACGGCGAGGGCGUCGCGAGUGAGCUGUUCAUUGCGCUCGUGACGAGGGUGGAGGAGGUCCCGAGGCUUGGGGAGGGGGAGGAUGGAGAUGACGGGUUGGGCGCGGUUCCGUUGCUGUAUUACCGACGCGCGUAUGCUACGACGCGCCCGCUUGACGGGCACAACUCUCCAAAAAGCUCGUGA
Fomitopsis serialis is the source of this 486-nucleotide messenger RNA. RefSeq lists its product as uncharacterized. The record is from RefSeq and is a predicted model, not a curated record. Bases 1 to 486 code for a protein of 161 amino acids. NCBI's taxonomy places the organism in Eukaryota, Fungi, Basidiomycota, Agaricomycetes, Polyporales, Fomitopsidaceae. Gene Ontology annotation, molecular function: FMN binding; riboflavin reductase (NADPH) activity. The transcript has a single exon.